AUGACAUAUCUUCUUUUGUAUGUGGAUGAUAUCAUCUUUACUACCUCCUCUGAUGAUCUUCGCAAGUCUAUCAUGACACUUCUCAACUCUGAAUUUGCUAUGAAGGAUUUGGGACCACUCAGUUAUUUCUUGGGAAUAGCUGUUACUCGUCAUGCUGGUGGUUUAUUUUUAUCUCAAAAGAAGUAUGCCGAAGAGAUCAUAGAACAAGCUAGCAUGUUGUCUUGUAGGCCAAGUGCCACUGCAGUUGACACCAAACCGAAGUUAAGUGCCACUUCUACCUCACCAUUUAAGGAUUCUUCACUUUAUCGUAGCCUGGCAGGUGCACUGCAAUAUCUCACUUUCAUGAGACCAGACAUUUCGUAUGCUGGCACCCUUGAUCAUGGCUUUCAUCUUUAUCCAUCUAAACCCACCACUCUCAUUUCGUAUACGGAUGAAGAUUGGGGUGGUUGUCCAGAUACAAGGCGUUCGACUUCUGGUUAUUGUGUCUUUCUUGGUGAUAAUCUCAUUUCUUGGUCCGCCAAGCGGCAGGUCACCAUGUCUCGAUCUAGUGCGGAGGCUGAAUAUCGAGGGGUAGCCAAUGUAGUUUUUGAGUCUUGUUGGCUACGCAAUCUUCUUCUAGAACUUCAUUGUCCAAUACGAAAGGCUACGUUGGUGUACUGUGAUAAUGUUAGUGCCAUAUAUCUAUCCGACAAUCCUGUUCAACAUCAACGUACUAAGCAUAUCGAGAUGGAUAUUCACUUCGUCCGUGAACAAGUUGCUCGUGGUCAUGUACGUGUCCUACAUGUCCCAUCGCGCUAUCAGAUCGCGGAUAUAUUUACUAAAGGUCUUCCCUUGGUUCUAUUUGAAGAUUUUUGCGACAGCCUAAGCGUCCGCAAACCUCCCACUUCGACUGCGGGGGUGUGUUAG
Molecule: messenger RNA, 906 nt
Organism: Lycium barbarum (goji berry)
Lineage: Eukaryota; Viridiplantae; Streptophyta; Magnoliopsida; Solanales; Solanaceae
Exons: 2
Coding region: 1-906 (301 amino acids)
Source: RefSeq, a predicted model, not a curated record